ACCGAACUGUAUGAGUAAAUCCUGUAUAUCCAGCACUGCUGAAUUUUAAUCAAGAAGACGGCAGACAUUUUUGGACCCAGCGAGGUGCAGCGCAGGUGUCAGCUGCACGCAAUUACUCAAAUUGAUUAACCUGGUGUGCACAUAGUGAGAUAUGGAGGAGUCCAGCGACUUGUAUUCAGUGUAUGAGGCAAACAGCCACCCUUCUUGGGGAGAGCAUGAACAGCGGCACCAGGACGACCUGGACAAGGUGGAGUGCCUCAGGAGGAAAAUCAAAUAUUAUUUCAUGAACCCCUGUGAGAAGUACCAUGCUCGUGGCCGUAUACCAUGGAAACUCAUGCUGCAGAUCAUCAAAAUUGCCAUUAUAACUAUCCAGUUGGUGUCUUUCGGGCUGAGCAACCAGAUGGUUGUCACCUUCAAGGAAGAAAACCUGAUGACGUUUAAGCACCUUUUCCUGAAAGAUUAUGUUGAUGGGGGUAUGGACACGUAUGCUCUGUACAGACAGGCAGACGUCUAUGAUCACAUCAACUACAUAAUAGAACAGUAUGGACAUCUACGUAACAUCACAGUGGGCAAUCAUGCAUAUGAGAAAAAUGGCAUCACUUACACCCCCAUGUCAUUGUGUCAAGAAUACUACAGGAAUGGUACCAUUUAUCCCGGAAAUGAGACCCUUGAAAUUGAUGCCCAAGUGGAAACUGACUGCCUUGAGAUUGAUCCCAUGUACACCCAGUCAUGGCAAGAUAUAGAUAAUUUUGAAUUACAUUUUAAAAGGUUGCUGCUUGUGAAGAUCAUGUUCACUCUCAAGGCUAUAAAUUUGCAGACAGUGAGACAUCGGGAGCAGCCAGACUGCUACGACUUCACUGUCAUAAUCACUUUCAACAAUGAAGUCCACAGUGGUAGGAUCAAGGUUGACCUGGAAAACGAUGUUGAGAUCAAUGAAUGCAGAGAUUGGAAAGUAACUGGAGCAUCUCCCAAAAACAUACACUUGACUCUGCUGUUUGACUGCCUCAUCAUAAUAACAUGCAUCAUCUCCCUCGCCCUGUGCACUCGCUCAGUGCUCACUGGGAUACAGCUGCAGUUUGAGUACACACUCUACUGCAGGGAUCACACUAGUAAAGAGGUUCCAUGGUCGGACAAGUUGGAGUUUGUGAGCGGCUGGUAUAUCCUGAUUAUUGUCAGUGACACUCUGACCAUCAUUGGUUCAGUUCUCAAAAUAGAGAUCCAGACCAAGGCCCUCACAAGCUAUGAUGUGUGCAGCAUUUUCCUUGGCACGGGCACUAUGUUCGUCUGGAUUGGUGUCAUCCGCUACAUGGGAUACUUCAAGAAAUACAAUAUUCUCAUCUUGACACUGAGGGCAGCUUUCCCAAAUGUUAUCCGUUUCAUCUGUUGUGCUGGAAUCAUAUACCUGAGCUACUGUUUCUGUGGCUGGAUUGUCCUUGGCCCAUAUCAUGAAAAGUUCCGAACACUGAAUACGGUGUCAGAGUGUCUGUUCUCACUCAUCAACGGAGACGACAUGUUCCCCACCUUCAAGAACAUGGAGAAGAAAAGCAGGCUUGUGUGGAUUUUCAGUAGGAUCUACCUCUACACCUUCGUGUCACUCUUCAUCUACAUGAUCCUCAGCCUCUUCAUCACCCUCAUUACAAACACCUAUGACACCAUCAAGCAACAGCAGCAGAGUGGAACCCCAACGUCAGAGCUGCAGAGAUUCAUAUCGAUGUGUCAAGAUCUGCCAAACUCUGGGGUUUACAGGCUCCAGGAGAGCCGCAGCUGCUUCUUUGACUGUUUCUCAUUUAGAUGGAAGAAGCUUCGAGAGACACUCACUUCAGAAGAAUAGCAUUAUGAGACAGCUGCAUAAUGGAUUCAUAGCCUAAGCUCAUCACUCUCGUUCCUAGUCCCCGGAGCCUCAGCCCUGCUGGUUAAUUCUGUUUUACCAGGUUGUUGCUUUCACUAACCUUUUCGUCCAAACCUCCACCUGUCUUUGUUUAGGGAAAGCUGUAGUUAUUAAUAUUGAAAAUGUGUUUGAGGCAUUGCAUUCCGUGAUUAAACUUGAAGUAUUUUUACCCUUAAGUACCAAGCGAUUUAAAAACUUGCUCAGUUGUUAAAGUUCUUGGAUGUGCCAUUUCACAUCCUUUGCCUUGGAAACAG
Myripristis murdjan (pinecone soldierfish) is the source of this 2142-nucleotide messenger RNA. It is a transcript of the gene mcoln3b, whose product is annotated as mucolipin TRP cation channel 3b. Gene Ontology annotation, cellular component: plasma membrane; lysosomal membrane. The record is from RefSeq and is a predicted model, not a curated record. Bases 152 to 1831 code for a protein of 559 amino acids. The transcript has 14 exons. Lineage: Eukaryota; Metazoa; Chordata; Actinopteri; Holocentriformes; Holocentridae. Gene Ontology annotation, molecular function: NAADP-sensitive calcium-release channel activity.